GCAAUCCAGACCUACCAACAGCAGUUAAUAUAACUUGGUCUUCAAUCAAUUUUAAAACUAUACUACAGUGGCAACCAAAACCAUCAGGUUACUUCUAUACAGUAGAAAUAAAUGGAAUGACAUCUGACACCAAAAGAAAAUGCAUACUGACAGCCGAAACCGAGUGUGAUGUUACUGAUGUGCUCAGGAAUGUGAAGGAGACCUAUACAGCACACAUAUUGUCUGUAACAUCCUCAGGGAUGGAUAACUUUGAAGAACCACCUUUUGCAGUCUCUGAACAAUUUACACCUUACAAUCAGACUGUUCUUGGGAAACCGGAGAUAAAGAAUUACACACAGAAAGGUUCCAAACUGAAUGUUGUGUUCCAAGAUCCGCUUACACCAUAUACAUUUCCUAAUGGAAGCUUUCAAAGUAUUCGAGAUAUUUUCCAACAUGACCUGGAAUACAAACUCUAUUACUGGAAAGAUCAAAGUUCUGGAAAGAAAGAUACCAGAACAAAAAGCCAUGCAUUUGAAGUAAACGUCGACAGCACAAAGAACUAUUGCUUCUACAUACAGGGAAUCAUUCCCUCCCGCAGAGAAGACCGUAAUGGUCAAGAAAGCGUGGUGGUUUGUACCAGUGUAGGAAGAAACAUCUUAGAUGAAUAUGGAGCAGAAGUCUUUAUCAUCAUAGCAGUGAUAGCAAUUGCGAUAUUCACUCUCGCUAUUGUCCUAUCAGUGAUCCUGUGUAAACGCAAGAAAGCAAAAGCUGCAAGAGAAAAGGAACCACUUAAUGGUGUUUAA
Molecule: messenger RNA, 782 nt
Organism: Balearica regulorum gibbericeps (East African grey crowned-crane)
Lineage: Eukaryota; Metazoa; Chordata; Aves; Gruiformes; Gruidae
Source: RefSeq, a predicted model, not a curated record